GUUGCUGGUUUGGGGGAAGUAGCUGCUGGGUCCGCAUGGAAGGGGAACUUUUAUACACACUUAGUAGACAGAGAAAGUCCUUAAUGCUGUGUUUAAGUAAUGCACAUUCACUUUAGGUAAAGGCUUAGUUGCAGUGCAUAUUUGCGGCUGAAUAAGCAUUCGGUAAACAGACUCCAAAUCAACCGUGCGUAAACAUUUGGCAACCGUUUUUUUGGGGGGAUAAUGUGGCAGAGCUGUGUGUUGGUGCUUGUGGGCGCGGUGGUCGUGAGCGCACAGUUCCCAAGAGAGUGUGUGACACCCGACGGGCUCAGGAGUGGACAGUGCUGCCCGUCACCCCCUGGACUCAACAACGACCCGUGUGGCGCCAGCACGGGGCGUGGACAGUGUGUUGCCGUCACGGUGGACGCGCGCCCGCACGGCCCACAGUACCCGCACGACGGACGGGAUGACCGGGAACGAUGGCCCAUCCGUUACUUUAACCGUACCUGUCAGUGUAACGGGAACUUCAGCGGUUACAACUGCGGCCGCUGCAGACACGGGUGGACGGGGCCCAACUGUGACCAGCGAGUUUCUGUUGUAAGAAGAAACGUGAUGCAGCUCAGCGCGGACGAGAAGCGUACGUUCGUGAACGCGCUGGACCGGGCCAAGCGCACGGUGCACCCAGACCUGGUGAUCGCCACGCGGCGCUAUCAGGAGAUCUUCGGGCCCGACGGGAACACGGCGCAGUUCGAAAACAUCACCGUCUACAAUUACUUCGUGUGGAGCCACUACUUCUCCGUCAGCAAGACGUUCCUGGGUGCGGGCCAGGCCAGUUUUGGGGGAGUGGACUUCUCCCACGAGGGCCCCGGCUUUGUCACAUGGCACAGGUUCCACCUGCUGCAGCUGGAGCGAGACAUGCAGGACAUGCUGCAAGACCCCUCCUUCGCCCUGCCCUACUGGAACUUUGCCAUCGGUGGAAGCACAUGUGACAUCUGCACAGAUGACCUGAUGGGAGCCAGGAGCAGCUUUGACAUGAAUUCCCUGAGCACCAACUCCAUCUUCUCCCAGUGGAGGGUCGUAUGUGAGAGCGUAGAAGACUAUGACACGCUGGGAACCAUCUGCAACAGCACCGAGACUUCUCCCAUCCGAAGGAACCCAGCAGGAAAUGUUAAUAGGCCGAUGGUCCAGCGUCUCCCAGAGCCCCAGGAUGUGGCGGACUGCUUGCAGGUCAACGCUUUUGACACGCCGCCCUAUUACUCCACCUCCUCCGAAAGCUUCAGGAACACAAUUGAAGGCUACAGCGCCCCCAAGGGGAACUAUGACCCCGUGGUGAGGAGCCUCCACAACCUGGCCCAUCUGUUCCUGAACGGGACAGGAGGACAGACUCACCUCUCGCCCAAUGACCCCAUCUUCGUCCUGCUCCACACGUACACCGACGCUAUAUUUGAUGAAUGGUUAAGGAGACGCAGUCCAGAUUCGACUCUGUAUCCUGAAGAAAAUGCCCCCAUUGGUCACAACCGGGGCUACAACAUGGUGCCUUUCUGGCCUCCAGUGACUAACGCGGAGAUGUUUGUGACCGCCCCUGAAAAUCUUGGUUACUCUUAUGAAGCUCAAUGGCCAGCUCAACCUUUCACUCUGACUGAAAUCAUCACCAUGGCAAUAGUCGCUGGCCUCGUGCUCGUCGCAGUCAUUUUCGCCGCCACCACGUGUGCCGUGCGUGCCAGGUCAUACAAGAUGGAGGGCCACCAGCCUCUGCUUGGGGAUCAGUACCAGCGCUACGACGACAACAAAAGCCAAUCCGUAGUCUAAAAUCGCGGUUCCAACACGAGCCUCUCUUCUUUCUUUACUUUUACAGUGCCACAGCUAUGCAGUUUGUGAAAGCGUCAGUCACUUCUCACUGGAGCGCAUGUGUAGAUUCUCGAAUGCUACAACUUGAUAGUAAGUAAUCUAUUGGCUGCAUUCACGUCCCUACAACUAGGAACGUGUUCACUUUUCUUUUACAAGUUGUACAGAUCUGAAUCAGUUAUUGAAGAUGCAUUUUUCAAAUGAAAAAGUUGAGAAAUAUGUAACACUUUUUAAGAGUAUGGUUUUAGCGAAGAUUGCAAUGAUGCAAUCUUUGAUAUGUUCAGAUCUCUGGAAAAUUUUAUAAUGUGUUCAAAUAAAGAGAACCUGGACAGCUGA
This is a messenger RNA of Etheostoma spectabile (orangethroat darter), 2160 nucleotides long. Its product is annotated as 5,6-dihydroxyindole-2-carboxylic acid oxidase. Gene Ontology annotation, biological process: melanosome organization; melanocyte differentiation. The record is from RefSeq and is a predicted model, not a curated record. Gene Ontology annotation, molecular function: oxidoreductase activity. NCBI's taxonomy places the organism in Eukaryota, Metazoa, Chordata, Actinopteri, Perciformes, Percidae. The coding region runs from base 223 to 1788 and encodes 521 amino acids. The transcript has 7 exons. Gene Ontology annotation, cellular component: melanosome.